AUGACCUCUGAUUCAAGUCCUAUUGGUCACGAGUUGGUGGCUGAAUGUGCUGCUCCAACAGAAGAAGAAACCAAUCAAACCAUUAGUGCCAAUGCAUCAGAAGAAGAAGAAGAAACCACUGCUGCUGGUCCGAGAGGGAAGAAGAGAAAAUGUGAUCGGACUCCGAAAGUUUCAAAGAGAAAGAGGGAGAAGAAAGCUCCAGUACGUUCAGAAGUUUGGGAGCACUUCACCAAGUUUGAUCAGCCACUAAUCGAGGUGGUCGAUGGAGUGGAAACGGUUGUUGGGAGCACAAAACGAGCUCAAUGUAAGUAUUGCCCUACCCAUCUAGCAUGUGAUUCUAGAGAGAAUGGCACUAGCUCACUUAGGAAACACAUCGAGCUUAUUUGUAAGGGUUAUCCAUGCAGAGUUAAUUUAGAGGAGGGACAACAAAUUUUAAGUACUGAUAUGGUGGAUGGGAAGCCUAGUUUAACUAGUAGGACUUGGAGUCAGGAUGCUUGUGUAGAUGCUGCUACUAGAAUGAUAGUGAUAGAUGAGCUUCCUUUCAGUGCCAUUGAAAGGCCUGGAUUUAGGCACUUUUGUGAAGUUGUUGUUCCUAGAUUUGAGGUGCCAUGUAGGAAGGUUAUUGUCAAGAAUUUUUUGAGGAUGUAUGAAGCAAAAAAGAGUGAGUUGAAAGCUGAAUUGCAGUCCCAUUGUGUCUGUUUAACAACAGAUACAUGGACUAGUUGUCAAAACAUCAAUUACAUGGUCAUCACAUCCCAUUUUAUAGACUAUGGUUGGGAAAUGCACAAAAGAGUUUUAAAGUUUUGUGUAAUUCCAAACCAUCAUGGCAACACUAUUGGUAAAAUAUUAGAGAAUGCCUUGAUUGAGUGGACAAUUGAUAGAGUUUUGACAAUUAGUGUAGACAAUGCAGCUGCAAAUGGGGUUGUUAUUGAGUACAUUAGGAAGAAAAUGUUAACUUGGGAUAGGAAGCCAAUUUGUGGAGGCAAGUUUAUGCAUGUGAGAUGCUUAGCUCACAUUGUGAAUUUAAUUGUGAGGUCUGGUUUGCAUAUAAUGGAGAGGUCAGUAGCUUCAAUUAGGAAUGCUAUUAGGUAUGUGAGGAGUUCUCAGGCUAGAACAGAUGCAUUUAAGGUUUGUAUGGAACAGACCAAGGUAGAGUGUAAAAAAAUUUGCAUUUUGGAUGUUCCAACAAGGUGGAAUUCCACCUACCUGAUGUUGGACACAGCUUUGGAGUUGAGGAAGGCAUUUGAUAGAAUGGCAGAGGAUGAAGAUGUGAAGUACAGAAGUUAUUUUGAUGAAGAAGAAGAAUUAGAAGAGGAGGAGGAUGAUCAAGUUGUAGACAGGUCUAGAACACCAAGGAAGAGGGUUGGGCCACCAAAGGAUGAAGAUUGGGAGAUGGCUGAAAUUUUUGUGAAUUUUCUUAGAGUUUUCUAUCAAGUCACAGUGAAUGUGAGUGCUUCACUGCACCCUACUUCACAGUUGGCUUUCCAUGACAUUGUAGCCAUUAAGGCUGAGAUCGAUGAUCUGUUUUGUAAGCCAAUAGAUGGAGAGUCAACUGAGACUGAUAAGCUGCUAUUUCAGAUGGCAAACAAGAUGAGAAAAAAGUAUAGCAAAUACUUUGAUCAGUUAGACGACAUCAAUCAGCUUUUUCUUGUAGCAGUUGUGUUGGAUCCUAGGUACAAGCUGAGGUACUUUGAAUUCAAUUGUGAUAAUAUGCUUGGGUUAGAUAGGUCAGAGAUCAAAAGGAGGUCAAAUGAUGUGAAAGAGCUGUGGGUUAACCUCUGUGACCUAUAUGCAGCAUCAAUGGGUGCACAAGGUUCACAAAAGUCAAGAAGUGGAGAGAGUACAGCUAUGGUUACGAGCAGCAGCAGUAAAAGUCAGAAAACUAAGGGAAGAGUUACUGGGAAAAGGAAGGUUAUGCUUGAAGAUUGGAAUAGACAACUUGAAGAAGGUGAUCAGGUGGUGGUUGGACAUGAAGUUGAUAGAUAUUUGCUUGACCCGAUAGAAAAGCCUAAAGAAGGUGAAGAUUGGAAGAUUUUGCUUUGGUGGAAGCUUAAUGGCAGUAAAUAUCCUAACUUGCAGGCUCUUGCUAGGGAUGUACUACCCUUUCAAGUCUCCACAGUGGCUAGCGAGUCGAGUUUUAGUACUGGAAAAAGGGUUAUGGACCCAUAUAGGAGCUCACUGACUCCAAAAUCUGUAGAAGCACUGAUCUGCCUUCAAAAUUGGCUUAAGUCAGAUAGUAUUGUGGGGUUGGAAUAUAUUCCAACCAUUGAAGAAAUGGAGUUUUAUGAAAAAGUGGAGCAAGAACAAGCUGAUGAAGAGAGGAAAAGAAAAGAGCAAGCUCAAAAUGCAAGUGCUUCGAAGACAGCAAGGGAUCCAAAGACAGCAAGGGAUUCAAAGGCUGCAAAGAUUCCCAAGACAUCAGAUGCAACAAAGUCUUCUAAGAUUUCCAAGACAUCAGAUGCAACAAAGUCUUCUAAGACUUCUAAGCUUUCCAAAUCCAAAAAAUGA
This is a messenger RNA of Rosa rugosa (rugosa rose), 2508 nucleotides long. Its product is annotated as zinc finger BED domain-containing protein RICESLEEPER 2-like. The transcript has 2 exons. NCBI's taxonomy places the organism in Eukaryota, Viridiplantae, Streptophyta, Magnoliopsida, Rosales, Rosaceae. Gene Ontology annotation, molecular function: protein dimerization activity; DNA binding. The record is from RefSeq and is a predicted model, not a curated record. Bases 1 to 2508 code for a protein of 835 amino acids.